ACGAGAAAACUAACUAUGUUAAAGGAUUAAAAACAUUUAUAUUUUGUAAACAGUAAUUUUUUAAAUAAAAUAUAAAAUUCUUGCACGAUUAUCGUAGUCUAUCUAAACAAUAUAAAAACUUAAAUUUACCUUGAAAAUAAUUGCAAACCUAUAGUCUAUAAAAAAGUAAAGAAUUAAAGAAAAAAAAGUCCAAAUAAUGGCAUAUUCUAUAGAAUAAUUCCGAUAAGGUUUAAUCUAACAAACAAAUAAAUCACAACUUAGAUUUUACCGUAUAUUUGUAUACAUUCUUUUGUGAUUAGAUCUGGAAAUUUAAUUCUGAAAAUUACGUUGGCCUUUUUACCGUACCCAUCUUAACGAAUUUCACCUUUUCAUAUCUCUUUCUCCCAUAAAAAAUAAGACUAGAAUUAAAAUUAAACAAAUAUAGUAAGAGAUGUUGCCGGUGCUGUUAAAAUAUGAUAAAACCAAACCUUUGACUUUGUUAACAACUAUUCCUCCAUCUAUAUAAUUAAAGGCUAACCCACGAGACCAAAACCUUCUCCAAACCAAAAAAGUUUUUAAGUUCUCCUUUCGAGAUUUGAAGAUGAGAUGUUCAUGGCCGACACGCUUCACCUUCUUGAUGGUCCUCACAGUCGUCAUCGCCAUGAUUGCCGUGGCUUAUGGAUAUUCAUCUGUUUCUUCAUCAAACCAUAAGUUUCCUCAUUACAAGUACAAAGCCCCACUUCCUCCAACGACUUAUUCUCCUUACCGUUACUUCUCCCCGCCUCCACCUCCUCCGGUUACAGAUUCAGAUUCUGCAGCUUAUGCUCAAUGAUCGCAGCGUAGUACGUCAAUUCUUGGGGUUUUUCUUCUUCCUCAUAUGUUUGCUAUUCUAUUUUUAUUUAAUUUUGAUUUGAUGUGUAACAAAAUUAAUUAAUGGCUAGUUGUAUAAAGUGGUGAGAAAGGUGUAUGUACGAAAUCGAUUGUUAACUUAUGUGAGAUUGGUAACUAUCAGAAUUACUGCAGCAGUGUCUACUAGUCUAGGUAGAUGCGAAACUAAUGAAGUAAUUAUUUGAUUACAACUUUGUAA
Molecule: messenger RNA, 1066 nt
Organism: Brassica rapa (field mustard)
Lineage: Eukaryota; Viridiplantae; Streptophyta; Magnoliopsida; Brassicales; Brassicaceae
Source: RefSeq, a predicted model, not a curated record